Cucurbita moschata (crookneck pumpkin) is the source of this 848-nucleotide messenger RNA. Its product is annotated as protein LITTLE ZIPPER 4. The record is from RefSeq and is a predicted model, not a curated record. The transcript is spliced from 2 exons. Lineage: Eukaryota; Viridiplantae; Streptophyta; Magnoliopsida; Cucurbitales; Cucurbitaceae. Bases 453 to 671 code for a protein of 72 amino acids.
GUUGUUCCUUGCGGUUCAGGGGAUGGUUGAAAAGCUUUUAAAAUUUGAAGCCUUUUAUGGUGUUUUAGUUUAGCUGCUUAUAAGUGGCUUAAUCUUACUUUAAUUAUCCUUUUCUUUCAUAUAUGGGCAACCCAAAGAACAACCCAUUUCUGUCUCUUUCUCUCACAAUGAGUGUGGUUUUGCUACUCUCUGUCUCUUUCUCUUCCAACCCGCAUUAUUACAUAUGGCUAAGGCCAGAGCUUCUUCUUCUCAAUCACUGCUGGAUUUAUCAGUCUCUAUAAAUCAAACUCAUCCUUUUUUGAAUAUCUAAUUCAAAACCCAUCUCAGCCUUCAACUCGUUUUCAACUUGGAGGAGAAGGGUUUUUGGAAUUUGAAAGAAGAAUUGAUUGAUAUAUAGAUAUAUUAUAUCUAUAAUCAAUCGAAUUGAUCGAGUCGUGAAAUUAUCUGAGGAUAUGGAGAGGCUAAACUCAGAGCUGUACUUGCAGAACUGUUACAUAAUGAAGGAAAAUGAGAGACUGAGGAAGAAAGCUCAACUUUUGAACCAAGAAAAUCAAGCACUGCUUUCGGAACUGAAGCAGAAAUUAUCUAAAGGAAGUUCAAAGGCCAAUUCCUCAAAAUCAAUCCCUGAUCUUAAUCUCUCCUCUGCAAAUCCUUCAAAUUCUUCCAACUGAUCAUAUCAAUGGAAGAAGAUGAAGAAGAUGAUGAUGAUAUCAUGACCGCACUAAAGUUACUCUUUUUUUCUUUUUCUUUUUCUUUUUUUAAUGGUUUCAUUUUUUGUGAAUUACCAUAGCCAACAGUAGCAUGUAGUUUGGGUUUUCAGUUAUGUAGGACAGUCUGUAGCUUUAGCA